Messenger RNA from Patiria miniata (bat star), 2143 nucleotides. RefSeq names its product transmembrane prolyl 4-hydroxylase-like. Gene Ontology annotation, molecular function: calcium ion binding; L-ascorbic acid binding; iron ion binding. The record is from RefSeq and is a predicted model, not a curated record. Bases 528 to 1973 code for a protein of 481 amino acids. The transcript has 9 exons. Gene Ontology annotation, biological process: peptidyl-proline hydroxylation to 4-hydroxy-L-proline. NCBI's taxonomy places the organism in Eukaryota, Metazoa, Echinodermata, Asteroidea, Valvatida, Asterinidae. Gene Ontology annotation, cellular component: endoplasmic reticulum.
CGAGAACACAUCACGCGGAAUAAUUCAUACGGCGGGAUCUCCGAGUCACUCCUACCCCCACUCCGCCCGUUUAGGCAGCUCUCCCAUAGGGCAUUGCCUCCAGUGACCGUAAGGAAAACGGGAGCGUCUCAGAUCCCCUUCGACUAAAGACAUUUUUAUCAGCCGGGCGUCAAACCAUUCGAAUCGGUCAAAAACAGAAAAAAAGAGGGGGACGCAAGGUCGUCUUGUAUAGGUGUUACAUUUUUAUUCCCUGUCAGCCGAUCUGAAAUCAGUGGCUCCGUUUUGAUGAAGGAGAGCGCAUUUGCCCGUUCUCAACUUACAGAUUCUUCGUCAUUGUUCGCUUAGAUUUGCUCGGCAGUCCUUCCCGCGUCGGCGUGGCGCUGAAGAAGAUAUUGCCAAUUUGGGCCAGCAAUUGAAAAAAAUGACUGGAUGAUAUUGGGACGUCACUGCAAGGAACAGGCGGAGUGACGCAGCAGUGGCAACAGCAAGUUAUUGCCAUCUUCAUAUUGACUCCUGUACGGCGAACGAUGAGGAUAUCGGACCUCACGCGGCGUUGUGCGGCGGCGUGCAGAGGGGAAGCGCGCCAACUGUUCCCGCUCGUGCUGGCUGCUCUAGUGGUCAUCCGGAGCGCUGGACUUGCCAAUUCCAAGGAACAACCAGGAGACACCGGGGAGAAAUUGACUCUUUUUCAGCUUGAUCCCGUCGAGAAAGGCUACGUGAGGGAUUUUGAAGCCGAGCCGGACCGAGUUCUUCAGGUCGAAACGAAAGCCUUACAACCGCCAUUAUUCGAAAUACGCGGAUUCCUGUCACCGGACGAGUGCGACUACAUCAUUGAGCAGGCGCUACGCGGGGGCCUGUACCCUAGCGGGGUGAACGACGACGCUUACUACAAGGACUUGGCCCAGGAGGAGGAGGGGGAAGUCGAUGAUCAAGAUGACGGGCAAGCAGCAGGCGAGUUGGACAGAGAGGCGGAAGAGAGAAACGCAGACUCUGUCUUCGUUGACUUAGACGUCAAUGAUGAUAUGGUGUUGGAUACAGAGGAACUUCUGUCCGUCCUGAACACCGACAACGCCUUCCUGCGCCAUAAGGACGUGCUGCAGAUGUACAGCGAUCUGGGUCUGGACCCGGACUCGGACGGCCAGCUGACCAGGGACGAGUUCGUCUCGCUGGUCUUCAGCGACCGUCUGGCCGACGUCGAGCGGUGGGUCUGGCAACAGACCGGCCACGGGGAGAACAAGAUACGGGAGAGCAAACAGGCAUGGCUGGGCGAGCCGGGACCCGCGACCGACCCGGUGCUGGCUGCCAUGCAAAGAAGGGUCGUGUCGCUAACUAGGUUACCAGAGUCGAUCGUUCAGUGGAGUGAGCAACUUCAGGUCGUCCGUUACGAGCCUGGCGGUCAUUUCCACGCCCACUACGAUUCCAAUGAGUUGGACGGUGAGAUGGAUUGUAUGUUGAACGGAGUUUCUGGUCGAUUCUGCCGGUUUAUGACCAUACUUUACUACCUUGAUGACGAUGUCAGCGGAGGCGAGACUGCCUUCCCUAUAGCGGACAAUGGUACUUAUUCGGACAGGGCAACAAAGACGGAGAUCUAUGACUUGAGUGACCACUGCCAUGACGCCAACUUGUACAUCAAACCAGAGAAAGGCAAAGCUAUUAUGUGGUACAACCACUACAUUAACGAGACAACAGGUUGGCUGGGAGACCUGAACCUGUUCUCCCUCCACGGUGGCUGUGAGGUCCUACAAGGCACCAAAUGGAUCGCCAACAAUUGGAUCUGGGUGGACGACUCGUAUGAGCGCCAGACGCAAUUCCUCAGGAAUGUCCAGCGGACUCUAAGCGAGGAGGAGCAAACCAAAGCCUCCGUGGAACUCUCGCUGCCCCAGAGAGUCGCUAGCAAGACGGAUCUCCUCAGUGAACUGUUUAGUGUUUUCAGGGCAAAGACUGACACUUGUUCGAGCGGAGACGAACUGUAACACUUAUAUCACGAAGGAGGAAUUCUCUCCUUUGGACUUACUAAACAUUUUUGAGAGCAACGCGAGGACUCCUUUUUUGGGCAAGUGGGUUCUUUGCCUGAACCCUGAAAUACUGGCCGCAGUCUGCAAAUUGUGAUAAAAGUGUGCGUGGGAACGACCAUGAUACUGGA